GGGUGUUGCCUCGCAGCCUUUGGAUGAGGGACAUAUUUCACCAGAUCUGCCGACGUCGUCGUCUACUCCCACUGAGCGCCCUACUGCGGCACACCAUGCCACUCCCUCACCAUCCUCGACCACGAGGGGGGAUGCGGGUGUUCCACUUGUGUCUGCAUCCCCUCCCGUACCAUGAGCCUCAGGGACGCCUGGCAGUGUGUCUCAUUCUCCUCUUACCUCAAGGGGAGGAGGAUCAGGCACGAUUGACUCGGAGUGACAUUGUAGUCAUACUUAUGGCACCUAGAGGUGCGAAAAUGGAGCAGGGAUUCAGUCAUGAGGAGGAUGGUGUUGAUCACGACGCUGCAGGUUUGGAGGCAGCCGAUGCAGACACAGCAUUGCCACAUAUGAUGCCUAUUUACGUUCAGCCCGUCGAGGAUGAGGUCCCCGUAGUAGAUAUGAGACGAUGCGACGAGGAGGCGGCGGGAGGGCAGGGAGCGCCAGGCGAGUCGCGGAGGGAUCGUCACACGGUAGGCUCGAUAGUCGACAUGCAGGGGGUAGCGGCAUAUUUGGCGGACAGGGCGGGUGUGGAGGAUCCGCUGAACGGCACCCCUAUUGAUCGUGACGAACGUAGUGGUGUCCGAGAUGCAUCGCCCACAACUUAUGCCCCUGCCAGCCGUAGAUUUUCUGGAUCUCCCCUGAGCGUGGAGCGUAAGGAGGCGGAGUCAGAGAGGAUUAGAGCAGAGCGAUGGGCAACUUACACUCAUAUGCGUCCACCAACGUUGGAGACGUCCCGCGCACAGAGCGUUGUGCAACAUCCGACACCAAGGAGUGUUGUUGGGAAAGGUCACAUGUCUGGGUUGUUGUCACCUUCACAGCAGGAUGUUCGGUCGUCUGACCACCGUCCUUGGUCGACUGUGUGCACAGUGGAUGAGAGGAUUAGGAGAGAGGUUGUUGCAGCGGAGGCACAGCGCAUAGAGGGGAGACAGAGGGCAAAUCGAGUGGCACAGGAGAUAGGACGGGCAGAGAGAGAGGCACGAGAGGGAGGACGGGCCGAGGGUGACAGUGGGGCCCGACCCGAUAUCGGGACCUAGUAUCGUAUUUUGGGAGGUCCCCUUCCUGGGAGGGGGCGAGGAUUGCACAAGCCAGCUGCCCCAGAGCCG
This is a messenger RNA of Chara braunii, 1139 nucleotides long. The record is from the annotation of a GenBank genome assembly. Lineage: Eukaryota; Viridiplantae; Streptophyta; Charophyceae; Charales; Characeae.